AAAACAAUAAAGUCCAACAACAACCAGCAGCAGCAGCAGCAGCAGCAUCAACAUGAAGGGCUUGACGGCGUUUAAGGAGAAGGCGACAGGCGUUUUCGGCGGCCUCAAGCCGAAUAUGGAGAAAUUUGAAAUAUCGCAGAGUUACCAUGGCGGACACGGUGGCUACGAGGAGAUGGAGGGCGGCGAUCGGGAGGGACGCGGCCCCGGCGGUGGACAUGCCUACGACGACGACGACGACCGACCCGACUCCCCAGCCUCCUUCGAGGAGAUCGAACGCCCGCCGCUCCGCAAGAUCGACAAGUACUGCAAGGCGGAGUGUCCUUGCAUGCCGGCCCGUUACACCAUCGCCACAAUGGCCUGCGUGGGAUUCAUGAUAGCGUUUGGCAUGCGUUGCAACAUGUCAGCGGCCAAGCUCAAAGGCGAGCACAAUGGGACUGUCUUUAUGAACUGGACUGUGGCUGUGGAAAGCCAUGUGGACUCAUCCUUCUUCUGGGGCUAUCUGAUUACACAAAUACCCGGCGGUUUUAUUGCAUCCAAGUUUCCGGCGAACAAAAUCUUUGGGCUCUCGAUUGUGAGCUCCGCCUCGCUGCAUCUCUUUGUGCCGUUUGCCAUGACGCUGAUGCACGGCCAUGUGGUGAUUUGUGUGCGCGUGCUGCAAGGACUUUUCGAGGGCGUUACAUAUCCGGCUUGCCAUGGCAUUUGGCGCUUCUGGGCGCCACCCAUGGAGCGUUCCCGCUUAGCGACGUUGGCCUUUUCCGGCUCCUAUGCGGGCGUUGUUGUGGGUCUGCCCUUGUCCGGACUGCUGGCCGAUGCCGUGGGAUAUCAGGCGCCAUUUUAUGCGUAUGGCGCCUUUGGCAUCAUCUGGUAUAUGUUCUGGAUCUGGCUGUGUUUCGAGAAUCCACGCAAGCAUCCUGCAAUUAGCAUACCGGAGUUAAAGUACAUUGAGAAAUCGCUGGGGGAGUCAGCGCAUCCGACGAUGCCAUCGUUCAAGACUACUCCGUGGAGCCAGAUGCUGCGCUCGAUGCCCGUCUAUGCGAUCAUCGUGGCAAACUUCUGUCGCUCCUGGAACUUCUAUCUGCUGGUGCUCUUUCAGUCCUCAUUCCUCAAGCACAAGUUCGGCUUCAAGGUGGAGGAGGCGGGUUUUGUGGGCUCGUUGCCCCAUUUGAUUAUGACCACGAUUGUCCCCUUUGGCGGCAUGCUGGCGGAUCAUCUCCGGAAGAAUGGCAUCUUGUCCACAACAAAUGUGCGCAAACUGUUCAACUGCGGCGGCUUCGGCAUGGAGGGAUUGUUCUUUCUGUUCGUGGCGCACUCCUCAACGGCGACUGGUGCCAUGUUUGCCCUGACUUGUGGUGUGGCCUUCAGCGGCUUUGCCAUCUCUGGCUAUAAUGUGAAUCAUUUGGAUAUCGCGCCACGUUAUGCGAGUAUAUUGAUGGGUCUGUCCAAUGGUAUUGGCACCCUUGCUGGCAUCAUUGUGCCCUAUGCACUGGAUGGGCUCAUCCAGGCGAAUCCCACCGGCUGCUGGACUACGGUAUUCACGUUGGCCGCCUGUGUUCAUCUGAUUGGCUGCACUUUCUAUGGCAUUUUUGCCUCCGGCGAGCUGCAACCCUGGGCCGAACCGCCACCCGAGGAGCAGCAGGUGUGGGCACCGCCACCAGGCGCCAUAACCAACGAUGAUCCCAGCCAGGCGGGCAUAAUGGGCACAUACAUGAAGGAGACCGCAUUCGGCGCACCGGAGUACACUGAACAGAGUCAAAUGCAACAGCCGAAUGCCAUUAGCUACGGCGCCACUGGUCACGUGGCAAACAAUCCAUUUGCACUGGCAUCGAGUGCACCCAUUGCCGAGGAGCCUGCUCAACUCUCGUAUGGUGACAAUGCGAAUGCGGCAAGUGCCGGGUAUGGCUACGACUACACGCAAGGACAAUUGCCACCGCAGGCGGGGGCAACAAUAACGACAACAACAACAGCAAAUCCCUACGAACAGCAGACCUAUCAACAGCAGUAAAGCUAAACGCCUCAAUCACUGAUUAACUGAUAUAAACGUAGCUUUUAGUUGUAGUCACAAAAAAACAAAAAUCGAAAUUGUUUUGCUGUUUAUUGUUUGUUCCUGAUGGGGUUGAUUUGUAUAUAAGGAUACACACAAUAUGAGAGACAUAUAUAUAUUCCGUUGCCGAGUCUAACGAAUUUCUAAUAUAACAGCAACAACAUCACUCACAACAUCAGAUGAAGACACCAACACCAACACUAACACAAUGAAACUAUGUACCUAACAGAGCAACUACAUAUAUAUACACAAUGCAUUAUGAAAAUAUCGUUAAACUUGGCGUUAAACCAACCAACCAAAAAACCAACAAACAAACGAACAACACAAAUCACAUAACAAUUCUAUAGCCUAAUUUUAAGCGAUGCUUUCGCGAAUCUUCUAUUUACAAGCUCCAGAAAUGCAUACAAAAAUUUAGCGAAAUUACAUAUUAUAAUAAUGAUAAUAUUUGACAUUUGUGUAUAUCAUAAACAGACAUAAUCCAGGCACGCAGCACGUCUCAAACCGUUAUGAAAUUAUAUUAUGAUUAUUAUUAUUAUUAUGAAUAAUAA
This is a messenger RNA of Drosophila grimshawi, 2589 nucleotides long. RefSeq names its product vesicular glutamate transporter 1 (gene VGlut). Gene Ontology annotation, cellular component: excitatory synapse; synaptic vesicle membrane. The transcript is spliced from 7 exons. Bases 53 to 2002 code for a protein of 649 amino acids. The record is from RefSeq and is a predicted model, not a curated record. Gene Ontology annotation, biological process: neurotransmitter loading into synaptic vesicle; monoatomic anion transport; transmembrane transport. Gene Ontology annotation, molecular function: L-glutamate transmembrane transporter activity; neurotransmitter transmembrane transporter activity. Lineage: Eukaryota; Metazoa; Arthropoda; Insecta; Diptera; Drosophilidae.